Myodes glareolus (Bank vole) is the source of this 1065-nucleotide messenger RNA. NCBI's taxonomy places the organism in Eukaryota, Metazoa, Chordata, Mammalia, Rodentia, Cricetidae. The record is from RefSeq and is a predicted model, not a curated record.
CCUCUUUAAAAAGUACAGGUUUGGCGAACCGGGACGUGUUCCUGGCGGGCGGCGUCUCGUCUUCUUGUUGCCGGUUCGUCUCUUAUUCCCGGGACGUCCGGGCCCAGCAUCAUGACGUCUGCCUUGGAGAAUUACAUCAACCGAACUGUUGCUGUUAUCACGUCUGAUGGGAGAAUGAUUGUGGGAACAUUAAAAGGUUUUGACCAGACCAUUAAUUUGAUUUUGGACGAAAGCCAUGAGAGGGUGUUCAGUUCUUUGCAAGGAGUCGAACAAGUCGUAUUAGGAUUAUACAUUGUGAGAGGUGACAGCGUAGCGGUCAUUGGAGAAAUUGACGAGGAGACGGACUCUGCGCUUGACUUGGGGAACAUCCGAGCAGAACCUCUGAACUCCGUCGCACACCGAAGACUCAGAGUGCUUAGAUGUCUGUAAAUCCUGUAUAGAAACUGCUUGUCCUGAAGAUGAUGUGGAGAUUUUUUUAUGAAUGUGUAAUUGUGGAUUUUGACCUUGUGUUGGUUCACUGUAAUAUGUAAAUUUAAAUAUUUCUACAUUUUUAUUGGGAAACAUUGCCUAAAUUAAUAAAUGUGGUUGCCUGGUUUAUUUUUCUACUAAAUGAUAUAAAACUCUAAGGAUCAUUUUGAAAACUUAGCAAAUACCAUUGCUUUUGGUAAUUUAAUAUUUAUAGAAAAUUGGCUGUAAAGAGUACUUGGGCUAUUAUUAUAACUUAUACAUGCAAAUAAUAGUAAUAAAAGAGUCACAUUUCCUACCUUUUUUUAAAAGAAAAUAACUAGACAGUAAAUUGUCUUCUACAAGUACCUGAGUCAUACCUGAGAUGUUUAUCCCACUGCUCUGUAGAUCUACGGUGGUUGAAAAACUCGAUCCUAAGGUCUAAGCGACGUGAAUAUACAGUUUGGUUGAGUAAUGAAAAACUUGCAAGCUUAAGUUGCAACGAAAAUGAAUAGGAGUGACCAGGAGGAUGUCGAUAAAUCUUUAGAUGCCCAGUAAGGUCCCAGAAUUCAGUAUCUGAAAACAGAUUCUGCGUAUCUUAAAUACUGUUGUGCUGCUAAA